AUGUCAUUUUUAGUUCAAAAUAGCGUUGCUGCUUGCAGAGUUCGUAAUGUUAGUGGAAGUGUAGUUAAUGCUAGUAUCAUCUUUACUAGAGGUAAGAGAACCAAGAAUAAUAGUGGUUUGAGUGCCACUGAACAAAGAGUAAUCACUCAAUUGAGUGUUAUGUCUGCAAGCAGGAAACAACCGAAAUUAUUGAAAUUGUGCCGUGAGGAUUUGAUUAAGCAUCAAACUAUCCAACGUAGUUGGGCUUUGUAUCAACAAGAUUUACGUAAUAAACGUGAAUUACAAUUGAAACAGCAAUAUGAAAAUAUUAAGCUUGCAAUGGAUACUUUGAAAAACACAUCUCCUGAACUUUAUGAAAUAGCAAAUAAAUCUGAAGAAGGUAGAAAAUUUCCAUUAGAAAUGAAAAUUCCUUCUGAUUUCCCUGCAAAAAAGAUUUGGCAUUACACUUUUAGAAAGUGA
Molecule: messenger RNA, 459 nt
Organism: Vanderwaltozyma polyspora DSM 70294
Lineage: Eukaryota; Fungi; Ascomycota; Saccharomycetes; Saccharomycetales; Saccharomycetaceae
Gene: MRPL28
Product: mitochondrial 54S ribosomal protein mL40
Exons: 1
Coding region: 1-459 (152 amino acids)
Biological process (GO): mitochondrial translation
Molecular function (GO): structural constituent of ribosome
Source: RefSeq, a predicted model, not a curated record